This is a messenger RNA of Sus scrofa (pig), 1125 nucleotides long. RefSeq names its product transmembrane 4 L6 family member 1-like. Gene Ontology annotation, cellular component: membrane. The record is from RefSeq and is a predicted model, not a curated record. Lineage: Eukaryota; Metazoa; Chordata; Mammalia; Artiodactyla; Suidae.
AAGGCCCUGAGGUGCCUGGCCGGGCGGGGAGCUGCUCCGGGACCUGCUGCUUUCCAGGUGAGACAGGGAAACCGGGCCACUUGAGUCACCGCCUCGUCACCUCCCUGCCAGGUUAUGGUACCAGCACUUAUGCUGCUGAGAGGAGGUGGAGAAGGUUGCUGUGCUCACAGACGUGGGAUGCUGUUCCCUGCGCUCCUGGCCAUGCAGGGCAUUAUGGGUGCCCUGUACCGUGUGGUCAUCACUUCCCUGGGUUUGCUCAGCGGCCCCCUCUGUGACAUGGGCAGUGGAAACUACAGCUACCCUUUCAGGACCGCCUCCCUGGAGAACAGCUACUUAUUCACCCAGCCCACCUGGGCCACCUGCCGAGAGCCCGAGCACAUUGUCCCCUGGACUGUCGUGGUGGAAGCUGCCCUUUGCCGCAGCCGAGUUGUCAGUGGACCCUGUCUUGUCUUCUGUGGUACCUGUGUCCAAAAAAGACAGGUCGGUGCUUCUUAGAACCCAGGAAUUCUCAAGUCAUUUCCCCUGCCCUGUCCCUCAUCUCUUCCUGACCCCAUACUUCCAGAGGGAAUCCAGGAACCAGGAAAUGCCUUUCGAAAUGUAGAACUUGUGCAGUGUUGGUGGAAGAGCGGUGAGCAUAGCUGCCUUCCAAGCGGUAGAACUCCAUUUGGCACUUCGGGCUUCAUUUUCUCUCAGGUGAACAUAACUGGCUUAUGACCAGCCUAAGAAAUCGCAACUGAUUGGCAGAGUUCCCCAGGUUCAGAAGGACUGGAUUUGGUGAAUGCCAAUCCACACGGUUCUGAGGAGCUGAGGAAAAGUUCCCCAUUGUCAUGAAAGUCAAGAUUUUCAAUCUUCUUUUGCAAGAAGCAAGGUUGUUCUUUCCCCCCAAAUGAUCUCAAAGAAUGAUAUAAGAAGUCAUAGGACUGUAAAUAAUUUAAAAAAUUUUAAGUAAUAACAUAGUAAUAGUCGCUUAAAUGUAUUCAGUCGUUACUAUAUCCCAGGCCUAGUGCUAAGCACUUGCUGUACAUUAUUUCAGUUAAUUUUAUAAAGCAAGUAGCCUUAUAAUGCCAUCUUAGAGAUGAGGAAGCUCAGGCUCAGAGAGGUUCAGUUACUUGUCCAAAGUCAAUA